UCAUAUCACAAAGAUGAGAUAAGAAUAGGUAUUACUUAGUAGGCUGGAUGUGACUCAAACUCAAACAGCGCACUGAGCAGGCUUAAGUCAGAAUUUAGAACAGAGUUUGAUUUUAUCAGUGUUCGUGUAAAUACUAACCUUUUUGUGUAAAUCUAUUAAGAAUAACAAUUUUUUAAUACGAAUUUGUUGGUAUUUAUGUAUAAUUUAUUGUUAUCUUAUCUAAAAAUAAGCUAUCGUCACAAAGAAGGAAAACUGUACAGAUACGAAAAUGUGGUCGAAAAAGAACAAUGAAAAAGACGAAAAAACGGUUGGGAGGACAACCCAAACUCAAGUUACUCGUACUAGUCAAACUGUGACAAUUAGGACAAUUGCGCAACACUCUCAGACCAUUUCUGUUCGUAACAACAAUGGUAGUAUUCAGUCAAGUACUAGUUUGUUACCCCUGAAUUUAAACAGCUCCAGCCACUUGCCUCUUCCAAACGCUCGAGCGAGGUCGUCAUCAACUUCUUACGCUGUUGAUGCUAAACCUAUAAAUGUAAAUUACCGAAGUCCUUAUCAGGCCUACAGUAGCAACAAUUACCUUCCAUCAACACUCGGAGCCAGUAACUUCAACCGAAAUUCUCCCGUUUAUAGCAGUUAUCAACCCCCAAGGCCCCAAACGGCCUUGCCCCCGGUUUUGCCAGGCACUGUCCAACCCAAACCGGAAACCGCCUCCAAAGAUAAAAAGUUGGUGGUAAAAAAGACAGGGAAAUUCUACGACGGUGCGUGUGCAAUCCCAACCUACGCAACGCACUCAAAACACCGGGGCGAAGUCCUGAUUAUCAACAACAUAAUGUUCAAGGAGAAAGGCUACCGGCACGGGGCAAAAGCCGACCACGAAAAUCUCAAAAGCGUUUUCAAACAAAUGGGGUUCAAAGUCACCUUCGAGCGCGACUUGCGAGCCUCCUCCAUGGCGUCGGCCAUCAAGAGCUUCAGCCAGAAAUCCUCGCUGAAGACCGCAGACAUUGCAGUCGUGGUCAUCAUGAGCCACGGCACCCGGAGCGAGACCAUCAUGGACACGGAGGUGUUCGGCUUGGACGAUAAGUCCCUCCUUGUGGAAGAUAUCCUAAGCCACUUCAAUGAAGACAACUGCAAAAGCAUGAAAGGCAAACCAAAAAUAUUCAUUUUCCAGUGCUGUCGGGGCGACAACGAGCAGUUUCUGCAAAGCGACGCCAUUCGCACAACGCAAAAAGCGUCAGUUCUUGCCGACGCACUUAUCGCAUAUUCAACUCUGCCAGGGUUUGUGUCGCAUCGGGACCCCCAGUCGGGCACGUGGUACAUCAGCACUUUGUGCGAGGUGUUCUGCCAACAUGCACACGAGUACCAUGUGGAGGAUUUGUUGAAAAUGGUCGAUGUCAAGUUGACGACUUUUGCAAGCGGGCGGGUGAGACAGACCACGCACUAUGAGAGCAGGGGGUUCAAGCGGUGCUACUUGCAUCCAGUGUAAAGUUUUCUAGUAUUUUAUUCAAAAAGCGCAUUUAGGAGUUGGGUUGAUGCAAAUGCUGUAGCGCUAUGAUUAACGUAUUGGUAUUCGCGACAUAUUUUAACUAAAAAUCCUACGGCGGUAUUAUCGUUUUUGAAUAAAAAGAUCUCAUGUAUCAACCCAUCUCCCUAAUAUUUUUUUAAAUUUUAUUUCGUUAGUAUUAAGUACCUGGAAAUACAGAGUUCUUGGUUAAUGAAGAAGUUUACUUCAGCUGGUUGCUUCCACAAAAAAAAUCUGAGAGCUUAGUUGGUCAACUGACAUCAACUUUUUCUAGCUCUAGUAUGACCGUAACAGUGUUGAAUUGAUUCCUAAGCUUAAAAAUCUCCGUAUGUGACGCCAUCUCUUCAGUAAUACACGAACCAAUCAGUAGGUUUAUUUCGCAAAACCCCUAAUUUUUUAUACUUCCUCCAUCAGGAAGUGAUCAUAAAUUAAAGUAAUUUAAUUAGUGACGUAAUUUGUAUAAUUGCAUAUUUUUUUAAUUAUUGUUUUUAAACAGACCUUUAAACCCAAGAGACAGAACGAAGCACUAUUUCAACAAUUUUGUUAAAUAAAAUCCACCCCAUUAAAAAUUGUGUCUUUAAACUUAUGGAAAACACUUAGAAUGAAAUGACAGAUUUAAUUUAUAUUUUUUUAUAUUACUUUACGUUUAAUAUUAAUUUGUAGACUUGUAAAGAAAAAACGAUUGAUGGACUUACCUCAUUAUUGCACUGAAUAAAAUAAUGUUCACAAAUUUUCGGUGUUAUAACAAAGUUGUUUAAUAACAUUUUAAUAAUUCCUUCUUCUUUAAUAAAAAAUGCUAAUGUCGUCAAAUUUCAGUAGACGCUUAAAAAUGGCCAAUAAAAUGUUAAAAAAACAUAUUCUUUCUGAUCGUUUUAUGUGUUUAGGAGAAUCAGUCAUAAGACUGUUCGUGUUACCGUAAUCGCCAGAUUAAGUGGCUCAUCUCGUUCAUCCUUCAUUGAUCAAGAAGGCUGUGCAGGAGGAUAAUAUAAUAAUAAUUGGAGGCUGUGUCCAACCGUAUUUAAAUAAUAAAACGUUUUGUAUUGUG
This is a messenger RNA of Tribolium castaneum (red flour beetle), 2567 nucleotides long. Its product is annotated as caspase-7-like. Bases 269 to 1486 code for a protein of 405 amino acids. Gene Ontology annotation, biological process: proteolysis. Lineage: Eukaryota; Metazoa; Arthropoda; Insecta; Coleoptera; Tenebrionidae. The transcript has 5 exons. Gene Ontology annotation, molecular function: cysteine-type endopeptidase activity. The record is from RefSeq and is a predicted model, not a curated record.